UCUCCUUGUUACCAAGGCAGCCAGGAAGAAGCUGUGAGGGGAGCGGACCGAGCAGCUAUGAGCAUCGAAAAAAGUUGAGCAGUUCUUUUUCUCCAACUUAUUUGGCCACCAUGGGCACCGCAUCCUCUAUGGUGAGCCCAGGGGAGGUGAUCGAGGACGGGUAUGGAGGUGAAGGCGGGGAAGCCUGUGAGAUACCCGUCGAGGUGAAGCCCAAAGCCCGACUACUGCGCAGCUCUUUCCGCCGAGGACCUCGUGUGAUUGGGGCCAGUUUCAAAUCCACAGCAUCUGUGGAUCUAGAGUAUGCUGCAGAGUAUGAAAGACUCCGUAAAGAGUACGAAAUCUUCCGUGUCAGCAAGAACAACGAGAUCUCAUCCAUGCAAAAGAAGGAAGCAAAGCUGGAUGAGGAGAACAAGAGGCUGAGAGCAGAGCUGCAGGCUCUGCAGAAGACCUACCAGAAGAUCCUCAGAGAGAAAGAGAGUGCUCUUGAGGCAAAAUAUCAAGCUAUGGAGAGGGCUGCCACAUUUGAACAUGACAGGGACAAAGUAAAACGUCAGUUUAAGAUUUUCCGGGAGACAAAAGAAAAGGAGAUACAGGAUCUCCUGCGUGCUAAAAGGGACUUGGAAGCCAAACUUCAACAGUUACAGGCUCAGGGCAUCCAGGUUUAUGACCCAAAUGACUCAGAUUCAGAUGACAACCAAACCACUGUCACUGCUGCAGGAACACAGUGCGAGUACUGGACUGGUGGUGUGCUGGGAAGUGAGCCCUCUAUGGGCAGCAUGAUGCAAUUGCAACAAACAUUCAGAGGACCAGAGUUUGCACACAGUUUAAUAGAUGUGGAAGGGCCCUUUGCUAAUGUGAGCAGAGAUGAUUGGGAUGCUGCUGUGGCGAGUCUGUUGCAGGUGUCACCCCACGUUCCCCAGGCCUUGUGGAGCAACACAGUCCGCUGCUACCUGAUCUUCACCCAGGAGACCAAAGCUGAGCUGGAUAUUUUUAUAAAGAAACACACCUCUGUAUUGCGGCGAAUAUGUGAGAGUCUAGGCCAUUUCUACCUUAAUGUCUUCUUCCCAGAGGAGAAUGCGGCUUCAUACGCUGUAGAGCGCAAGCUGGAGAUUGAAAGGAGUUCUCUGUGUGUUCUUCUUCUCAAAUCUACUGUCCCUAGCUCUGUGGUGGAGGAUUGUGAAGAGGCUUUUGUUAAGAAUCCAGAUGGCCGUCCAUUGGUGCUGUACCUUAGGACCGAAGAAGAUCACAAUUUAAAUGGACCUAUCAGGCAACUGCUCGAACGGGUCAAUGCUGCAGACAAGGCUGCUAAAAUCAAGGUAGUGGAUCAUAGUGGCUCUGCAGAGGAGGGGGCCAACCUGAUUUAUGCUCAGCUAGAGAAAAUCAUCAAGCAGGAGUUGCUGGGUCUUGAAGUAGCAGAUGUUGAGUCUAAGGACUCUGGGAUGGACGAGGGGUGCGAAGAAGACUCGGGAGAUGUGCUGUGGGACCUACAUGAUGAGCAGGAGCAGAUCGAGGCCUAUCAGCAGGCUUGUAGCGGCACCACCUCACAAUUAAGCUUCCAGAAGUAUAUAGAUCGUUUGAAUGACAUGAUAGCUGCUCCCCCUCCAACACCACCCCUCCUGGUAUCUGGCGGUCCAGGCUCAGGAAAAUCUCUUUUACUCUCCAAAUGGAUCGAGCUCCAGCAGAAACAAUCCCCCAACACCUUGUUUCUGUAUCAUUUUGUUGGUCGCCCACUUUCAACAAGCUCAGAGCCAGUUCUCAUUAUCAAACGCCUCACAGUUAAACUGCUGCAGCACUUCUGGUCCAUUUCCGGCUUAUCCAUGGAGCCCAGUAAGAUCUUAGAAGAGUUUCCCCGCUGGCUUGAAAGACUGUCAGCGCGCCAUCAAGGAAACAUUAUCAUCAUCAUUGACUCCAUUGACCAAAUACAGCAAGCAGAAAAACACAUGAAGUGGCUAAUUGACCCUCUGCCUGUCAAUGUCAGAGUGGUGGUGUCUGUCAAUGUAGAGACUUGUCCUCAGGCUUGGAGGUUGUGGCCCACACUCCACUUAGACCCACUGAGUCCCAGAGAGGUCAGGAGUAUAGUCAAUGCAGAGUGCCAGAGCAUGGAUCUCAAACUUACUAGGGAUCAGGAGAAGAAGCUGGAAAGGCACUGUCGCUCUGCAUCAACAUGCAAUGCAUUAUAUGUCACACUGCUGGCAAGGAUGAUCACCAGUAGAUCCUGUGGGUUGCUGGAGAAGAGCCUGGAGCAGUGUCUGCAGUGUCAGGACACCAUGUCACUUUACCGCCUGGCACUCAAAAUGACAUUGAACUCUCUCAGCACGGACAGAGAGCGCCACAUUAUGAGAGAGAUACUGGGCCUUGUAUGUGCCAGCCAUAAUGGAGUGAGUGAAUCAGAGGUACUAGAUCUUUUCCCAGAGGUAGAGUUGCCUGCCCUGUCCUCUCUGCUGUACCUCUUGAACAGACUCUGCAUUGUAACACUCCGUUGUGGACUCAUCAGGUUUCAACAUCUACAGGCGUGGGAAGCUGUGAGGCUAGAGUUUCUGGCUGGAGGAAGUAGCUCCACCACUUAUAGAGAGAAACUAAUUCAUUACUUCAACCAGCAACUCAGCCAGGACCGAGUGACGUGGCGUGUCGCAGAUGAGCUUCCCUGGCUGCUCCAGCAGGAGGAGGACAAACCUAAACUGCAGCUCAGCCUCUUGAACUUGUUUGUCUCUCAAAAUCUCUACAAGAGGGGUCAUUUCUCUGAGCUCUUGGCCUACUGGCAGUAUGUCGGCAAAGACAAAAGCUCCAUGGCCACCGAGUAUUUUGACUCUCUGAAGCGCUACGAGAAGAGCUGCGAGAGUGAAGACAGCAUGACCAGGCUCGCAAAUCUGUAUGAGACUUUGGGACGUUUCCUCAAAGAUCUGGGCCUCCCUAGUCAGGCUGUAGCACCUUUACAAAGGUCUCUUGAGAUUAGAGAGACAGCCUUGGAUCCAGACCAUCCCAGUGUAGCUCGAUCUCUGCACCAGCUGGCUGGAGUUUAUGUCCAAUGGAAGAAGUAUGGAAAUGCUGAGCAGCUGUACAAGCAAGCCCUUGAGAUAAGCGAGAAUGCCUACGGCGCCGAGCAUGCCAGUGUGGCUCGAGAACUGGAGUCACUCGCCAUGCUCUAUCAGAAGCAAAACAAGUAUGAACAAGCGGAGAAACUCAGGAAGAGGUCUGUGAAGAUCCGUCAGAAAACUGCUCGACAGAAAGGUCAUAUGUAUGGCUUCAGUUUGUUGAGGCGCAGAGCCCUGCAGCUGGAAGAGCUGACCCUAGGAAAAGACUCUGCAGACUGUGCCAAAACUUUAAAUGAACUGGGUGUUCUUUAUUACCUCCAGAACAACCUAGAUGCAGCCAAGGUGUUUUUAACCCGCUCUUUGGAGAUGCGCCAGCGGGUCCUUGGUCCUGAUCACCCGGACUGUGCUCAGUCACUCAACAACCUGGCUGCACUGCACACUGAAAGGAGAGAAUACGAAGCAGCUGAGGACAUGUACGAAAGGGCUCUAGACAUCCGCAAGAAAGCCUUGUCUCCUGACCACCCUUCUCUGGCAUACACACUCAAACACCUCGCCAUGCUCUAUAAACGCAGAGGGAAACUGGAGAAGGCUGUUCCACUUUAUGAGCUGUCGCUGGAAAUCAGGGAAAAAAGUUUUGGCCCCAAGCACCCCAGUGUAGCCACCGCACUGGUCAACCUGGCAGUAAUCUACUGCCAACUGAAGAAGCACAGUGAUGCCUUACCCCUUUAUGAACGAGCACUGAAAAUCUACGAGGACAGUUUGGGUCGCUCUCAUCCACGGGUUGGGGAGACCCUAAAAAACCUGGCUGUGCUAAGCUAUGAAGAGGGUGACUUCGAGAAGGCAGCAGAGCUUUACAAGCGUGCAAUGGAGAUCAAAGAGGCAGAGCCAUCAUUAGUGUGUGGUAAUGCCCCAUCUCGCCAUUCCUCCAGCGGAGACGCAUUUAGUGUGAGAGGACCUGCUCCCCUCCCACAUGCUCAGAGUGCUGGUCAGUCAAACCCAACUUUCCUAAUCCAGACGCCGUCAAACAGUUAUGUUCUCAGGAAGCAACCCCCAGGUGAGCUGUUGCCAGGAGCUCACAAGGUGGACAGGGAGUAUCGAGUGCAGAAGGCCCUCUUCUCUGUUGGUUUUCCCGUUCCACAGCCCCUUCUGCACUGUGCUGAUAUUGAAGUCAUUGGAACAGAGUUCUACUUAAUGCAACAUGUGAAGGGGCGCAUAUUCAGGGAUCUUCGUCUACCUGGAGUGAGUCCAGCAGAGAGAACAGCUCUGUAUGUGGCUGCGGUGGAAGUCCUGGCAAAACUGCACUCACUGGAUCUGCCAUCACUGAACCUUGAAGCAUAUGGAAGAGGGCCAGGUUAUUGCAGGAGACAAGUUUCCACCUGGACCAAGCAGUACACUGCAGCGGCCCACAGAGACAUUCCAGCCAUGAAUGAACUGUCUGAUUGGUUGAUGACGAAUCUACCAGCCAGUGACAAUGAGGUGACCCUUGUCCACGGAGAUUAUCGACUGGAUAACUUAAUAUUCCAUCCAACAGAGGCGCGUGUGAUCGCUGUGUUGGACUGGGAGCUUUCUACCACUGGACAGCCCCUGGCAGAUCUGGCCUACUUCCUUAUGCCACAUUACUGGCCUGCAAGUCUCAGCGUUAUCAGCACGAUGGGCAGUUUAAAAGGAAUAGAGGGUAUCCCAACUGUGGAAGACCUGAUCUCCAUUUACUGCAGGUGCCGGGGGAUCCCCCCUGCAUUGCCACAACUGAAUUUCUACUUGGCCCUGUCUGUCUUUAAAAUGGCAGGAAUUGCCCAGGGGAUCUACGCUCGUCACCUCCUGGGUAAUGCCAGUGCACCGAAUGCAGCUCAGUUUGGCCAGUGUGUGGAGCCCUUGGCUAAGGUUGCCUUGCAGCUUGGGCAGAGGCCCCUCACAGGUCCAACAAAGGACAGAUUGUUUCUCCAGACAGCUAAAGGUCAGGCUGUUCUCCAGCAGGUCAAAGAUUUCAUGAGACAAUAUGUGCUUCCUGCUCAGAAGGAGGUUGCACAGUAUUACACCAAACACGCUGAGUCUCCACAGAGAUGGCACACCCCUCAAAUUAUAGAGGAUCUGAAGAUUAAAGCCAGGGAAGCCGGGCUGUGGAACCUGUUCCUGCCUGCAGUCAGUGGGCUCACCCAGCUGGAUUAUGCCUAUAUUGCUGAAGAAACCGGCCGCUGUGUGUUUGCCCCUGAAGUCUUUAACUGCCAGGCUCCUGACACAGGAAAUAUGGAAGUGCUCCACAUGUUUGGCAGUGAGGAGCAGAAGAAGAAAUGGCUAGAACCUUUACUCAGAGGAGAGAUUCGCUCCUGCUUCUGUAUGACAGAACCUGAUGUGGCCUCCAGUGAUGCAACCAACAUGGAGUGCAGUCUUCACAGGGAUAAAGACGACUACAUCAUAAACGGGAAAAAAUGGUGGAGCAGCGGUGCCGGCAAUCCCCAGUGCAAAGUGGCCAUUGUGAUGUGCAGGAGCGGCUCUCGGGAUGAAAAACUCAGGCACAGCCAGCACAGUAUGAUCCUCGUACCUAUGGACACAGCAGGUGUAAAGCUCAUCAGACCGCUCACCGUGUUCGGUCAGGAUGAUGCGAUCCAUGGUGGCCACUUUGAAGUGCAUUUUGAAAAUGUGCGCGUACCCGCCUCCAGCAUUAUUCUAGGGGAGGGCAGGGGAUUUGAGAUUGCCCAGGGUCGCCUGGGGCCAGGCAGGCUGCACCACUGUAUGAGAGCUGUCGGACUAGCAGAGUUGGCAUUGGAGCUACUCUGCCAGCGGGCUGCCACCAGACACACCUUUGGAAAAAAACUGUACCAGCAUGAAGUUAUUGCUCAUUGGAUAGCAGAGUGCCGUCUCAUGAUAGAGCAGACUCGCCUGCUGACUCUCAAUGCUGCUCAUGCACUGGAUACACUAGGCAGUCGGGCAGCUCGUAAGGAGAUUGCUAUGAUCAAGGUUGCAGCAGGAAGAAUGGCCUGCAAGGUGGUGGACAUAGCCAUACAGGUAUAUGGUGGUGCAGGUGUGUCUGGAGAUGUCCCACUAGCACAGAUGUACUCAUAUGUGCGGACUCUGCGCAUCGCUGAUGGACCAGAUGAGGUGCACCUCUCCUCUAUAGCCUAUUUGGAACUCAGAGAUCAACUAAAGAAGGCACAGGCAAAGCUCUAAAAACAUGGCCACAGCUUCAUUACGCUGCAGUAAACUAUUACUGCCCCGAUAAGCAUUUCUGGCCUUAAAGUGAGAUUGCUUGAUUUUUAUUCACUAUUUGCAAAAACACUGAACUUUAAAAUGAAAAACCUUACUAAACAGACUACCUGUAAAGAAGCACCCUUACAUAUGUGCCAAAUGAAAUUAAAAUCAAA
Pelmatolapia mariae (spotted tilapia) is the source of this 6391-nucleotide messenger RNA. It is a transcript of the gene nphp3, whose product is annotated as nephronophthisis 3. Gene Ontology annotation, biological process: fatty acid beta-oxidation using acyl-CoA dehydrogenase. Gene Ontology annotation, molecular function: acyl-CoA dehydrogenase activity; flavin adenine dinucleotide binding; protein binding. The record is from RefSeq and is a predicted model, not a curated record. NCBI's taxonomy places the organism in Eukaryota, Metazoa, Chordata, Actinopteri, Cichliformes, Cichlidae. Gene Ontology annotation, cellular component: mitochondrion; cytoplasm. Bases 111 to 6197 code for a protein of 2028 amino acids. The transcript has 47 exons.